GAAGUUCAGCCCCAGAAGGGGAAGUGCCUCUCCCCAGAGUAAGGUGGUGACCAUGCUGGGAAAUGACAUCUCACACCUCGCUCAGCUGCACUGGACUCCCAGGAGGUAACAGCCCCCAGGCGGCUCAGAAAACCCGAUGCACCCGGAGUCCACCCACUGACGUUGGUCUCGGGGACUGCGAGGUGACUUUCCUUCGGGGCCUGGGCUCCAUCGGCAACUGCCCCGACUCGCCUGGCCGUCUUAGACGUCAGGGACAGCAGCAGCCCCCCCAGGCAACCUUCGUGACAGCGGCAGCAGCAGGGGAGGACUGGUCUGUCCCUGAUUGCAGGGCUCACCACUGCCUCCCCAGAGAAAACUGGAAUUUCAGGUGAGGAUGCUUCUCCUGCCAUGACACCCCUUCAGUUGUACUGAUGCCGCUCUGCCACCAGCUGGCCCUCCCACCUCUGAGUUGGCUCACACCUCUGCUCUCUGUGUGGAUGAAGGAUCAUGGCAGCACAAGAGACGCUUCUUAACCUGCAAACCACCUAAGGAAGGAAUAUGAGCCAGCAGAACCACAGCAAAAACUGCUCCUUCAAAGAUGUGAACGAGCUGAUGGAAACCGUGCAGUUGGCUGUCCACAUCCCUACCUUCAUUCUCGGUCUGCUCCUCAAUGUGCUCGCCAUCCGUGGCUUUAGCUCCUUCCUGAAGAAGAGGUGGCCUUGCUACACUGCCACCUCCAUCUACAUGAUCAACCUGGCAGUCUUUGACCUCCUGCUGGUGCUCUCCCUCCCAUUCAAGAUGUUCCUGUCCCGAAGGGAGGGCUCCUUCCUUCCCUUCUGUACUCUGGUGGAGUGCCUCUACUUCAUCAGCAUGUAUGGGAGUAUCUUCACCAUCUGCUUCAUCAGCCUGGACAGAUUCUUGGCCAUCCGGUACCCAAUCCUGGUCAGCCACAUCCGGUCCCCCAGGAAGAUCUUCGGGAUCUGCUGUAUCAUCUGGGUGCUGGUGUGGGUCGGGAGCACUCCUGUCUAUAGCUUCCAUGGCAAAGUGGAAAAUUACACGUGCUUCAAUAACAUGUCUGAUGGCACCUGGAGUGCCAAGGUCUUCUUCCCUUUUGAGGUCUUUGGCUUCCUUCUUCCCAUGAGCAUCAUUGGUUUCUGCUCCUCCAGGAGUAUUCACAUUCUGGUUGCUCGUCGGGACCACACCCGGGACUGGGUCCAGCAGAAGGCCUGCAUCUGGACUAUUGCAGUCAGCUUGGCUGUCUUUGUGGUCUCCUUCCUCCCCGUCCACCUGAGUUUCUUCUUGCAGUUCCUGGUGAGGAAUGGCUUCAUCGUGGAGUGCAGAGCCAAGCAGAAUAUUAUCUUGUUCCUGCAGUUGUCCAUGUGUUUCUCCAAUUUCAAUUGCUGCCUGGAUGUUUUCUGCUACUACUUUGUCAUCAAAGAAUUCCGCAUGGACAUUAUGGCCCACCGGCCUUCCAGGAGCCAGCUAGUCCACCAGGACACCCUGACCACCAUGGCUAAGGGAAAAAAGUCAUGCCUGGAGGAAGGAAACCUCAACCUAAAUUCCAUAGUGAAUGUCCCUUCCCGGGGCCCUGAUGUGGUGGGCUGACAAGUGGUGCAUUUGCUGGUGUGCCCUCCCUCUGAUGGUCACUUGAAUGCCAUCUUUGCUCACUGUGGCCCCAAAACCUUUCCCCUGAACCCAGACAACUUGACAUAAGCCACUCAGUGUCAGUAUCUGGGGAAGUCUGAAGAACCCAGGUGAAUUCUCAAUUUCUCAGUCUCCAAAGCAGGAGGCCUUUGACUAUGUAGAUCACAACAAACUGGUAAAUUCUAAAAGAGAUGGGAAUACCAGAUCACCUUACUUGCCUCCUGAGAAACCUGUAUGCAGGUCAGGAGGCAACCAUUAGAA
Bubalus bubalis (water buffalo) is the source of this 1884-nucleotide messenger RNA. It is a transcript of the gene GPR55, whose product is annotated as G protein-coupled receptor 55. Gene Ontology annotation, biological process: positive regulation of Rho protein signal transduction; phospholipase C-activating G protein-coupled receptor signaling pathway. Gene Ontology annotation, cellular component: membrane. The coding region runs from base 538 to 1584 and encodes 348 amino acids. Gene Ontology annotation, molecular function: G protein-coupled receptor activity. The record is from RefSeq and is a predicted model, not a curated record. The transcript is spliced from 3 exons. Lineage: Eukaryota; Metazoa; Chordata; Mammalia; Artiodactyla; Bovidae.